Triticum turgidum subsp. durum (durum wheat) is the source of this 1383-nucleotide messenger RNA. NCBI's taxonomy places the organism in Eukaryota, Viridiplantae, Streptophyta, Magnoliopsida, Poales, Poaceae. The record is from the annotation of a GenBank genome assembly.
AUGGCCGCUCGCGCGCAGAACAACGUCGCUGCCGCUCAGCAGCAGAACAGAGCUUUAGGUGGUGGUGGUGGCGGUGUCCCCGCCAUGGGCAAGCAGCAGAAGGCGGCCAUGGCCGGCAGGCCCGAUCCCAAGAACACCCGCCGCGCCCUGGGCGACAUCGGCAACUUCGAGGCCAACAACCGGCGCGCCCCACUGGGCGACAUCGCCAACGUCGUCAACGCCCGCGCGGCCGAAGGAAACAGGAAGCCGCAGCCCCAUGAGCCGGUGAACCGCCCCGUCACGAGGAACUUCGGCGCCCAGCUCCUCAAGAACGCCCAGGAGAAGGCCAAGAACCCGGCGGCGAGGCCUGCGGUGAGGAGGGCUCAUCAUGUCAAGCCCGCCCCUCCUCCACCGGAGCACGUGAUCGAGAUCAGCUCCGACUCCGACGUGACCAAGUCGGAGGCCGGCAGCGUCAGCUCCGUCCGCAAGUACUCGAGGAAGAAGGUGGUCACCACCCUCAGCCACGUGCUCUCGGCGCGCUCCAAGUUUGCAGCCGGAAUCACCGAAGAGCCAGCGAUCCAGGACAUCGACAAGCUUGACGGCGACAACCAGCUCGCCGUCGUCGACUACAUCGAGGAUAUCUACAAAUUCUACAAAGUCGCUGAGAAUGAGUGCCUCGCCAGUGAUUACAUGGACUCUCAGGUGGAGAUCAACGCCAAGAUGAGGGGCAUCCUCAUCGACUGGAUCCUGGAAGUCCACCAGAAGUUCGACCUGAUGCCCGAGUCGCUGUAUCUCACGGUGUAUAUCAUCGACAUGUACCUCUCGCUGCAGUCCGUGCUCCGGCGGGAGCUGCAGCUGGUGGGCGUCUCCGCCCUGCUCAUCGCCUGCAAGUACGAAGAAAUCUGGGCUCCAGAGGUGAAUGAUUUCAUCUUGAUCUCCGACAGCGCAUACACCCGGGAGCAGAUUCUGAAGAUGGAGAAGGCCAUCCUGAACAGGCUGGAGUGGAACCUGACGGUGCCCACGCCCUACGUCUUUCUGGUGCGUUUCGCCAAGGCCGCGUGCUCCUCCGAUCAUAAGAACGACAAGGAGAUGGAGAACACCGUCUUCUUCUUCGCGGAGCUGGCGCUGCUGCAAUACGGGCUGGUGCAGUCCAAGCCCUCCAUGGUCGCCGCCGCUGCUGUCUACGCCGCCAGGCUCACCCUCAAGAAGACCCCUCUGUGGACCGACACUCUGAAGCACCACACUGGCUUCACUGAAGCGCAGCUGAUGGACGCUGCCAAGAUCCUGGUGGCCUCGCACUCCACCGCGCCUGACAGCAAGCUGAAGGUCGUCUACAAGAAGUACUCGAGCGAGAAGCUCGGAGGAGUCGCCCUGCGCCCGCCUGCGACCGACCUGUGCAAAUGA